AUGAGCAGCCAAGCACAAACAUGCACGGCAAAUAUUCAGAGCAGUUUGCCCUCCACCUUUUCCACCGCCAGAACUCACGGCUCAAGCCACACGGCUGGUCAAACAGGGUCCAGUCCCAGCACACCCAAGGGGAGUUCCACUCAGUCACAAGUCACAUCUCCUUCUCCUGCUCCUUCCUCGGAAGGGUCGAACAGCACGCUUCUGCCCUCUCACUCAACCUUAUCUGUGUCUUCCAGUCGGAGCCCAACGCCAUGUCAGGAGACCUCACUUUCUGGGACAUCGGGCUCCUCUAGCACUUCUGCACCAGAAACUCCACGGACAACUACAGCGUCCAUUACGUCUUCAACAACCACUGGCCCUCUAGUUUCUUCCACCAGCCCUGGCUCACUGAGUCCUCCUGUGAAUACUGAGCAGCCAAGCACCAAACAUGGUUCAACCCCUUCCAUUUCAUCUACAACGAACGUACCCGAGGAGGGAACAUUGCAAUCAACGACUCUGAGUCCAAGUGCAGAAACAUCAAGUGUCGUUCACAGUAGCUUCUCUUCCAGCACGGCAAAUCUUCAGAGCAGUUUGCCCUCCAAAUUUUCCACCGCCACAACUCCCGGCUCAAGCCACACGGCUGGUCAAACAGGGUCCAGUCCCAGCACACCCAAGGGGAGUUCCACUCAGUCACAAGUCACAUCUCCUUCUCCUGCUCCUUCCUCGGAAGGGUCAACCAGCACGCUUGUGCCCUCUCCCUCAACCUUAUCUGUGUCUUCCAGUCGGAGCCCAACGCCAAGUCAGGAGACCUCACUUCCUGGGACAUCGGGCUCCUCUAGCACUUCUGCACCAGAAACUCCACGGACAACUACAGCGUCCAUUACGUCUUCAACAACCACUGGCCCUCUAGUUUCUUCCACCAGCCCUGGCUCACUGAGUCCUCCUGUGAAUACUGAGCAGCCAAGCACAAAACAUGGUUCAACCCCUUCCAUUUCAUCUACAACGAACGUACCCGAGGAGGGAACAUUGCAAUCAACAACUCUGAGUCCAAGUGCAGAAACAUCAAGUGUCGUGCACAGUAGCUUCUCUUCCAGCACGGCAAAUCUUCAGAGCAGUUUGCCCUCCACCUUUUCCACCGCCAUAACUCACGGCUCAAGCCACACGGCUGGUCAAACAGGGUCCAGUCCCAGCACACCCAAGGGGAGUUCCACUCAGUCACAAGUCACAUCUCCUUCUCCUGCUCCUUCCUCGGAAGGGUCACCCAGCACGCUUGUGCCCUCUCCCUCAACCUUAUCUGUGUCUUCCAGUCGGAGCCCAACGCCAAGUCAGGAGACCUCACUUCCUGGGACAUCGGGCUCCUCUAGCACUUCUGCACCAGAAACUCCACGGACAACUACAGCGUCCAUUACGUCUUCAACAACCACUGGCCCUCUAGUUUCUUCCACCAGCCCUGGCUCACUGAGUCCUCCUGUGAAUACUGAGCAGCCAAGCACAAAACAUGGUUCAACCCCUUCCAUUUCAUCUACAACGAACGUACCCGAGGAGGGAACAUUGCAAUCAACAACUCUGAGUCCAAGUGCAGAAACAUCAAGUGUCGUGCACAGUAGCUUCUCUUCCAGCACGGCAAAUCUACAGAGCAGUUUGCCCUCCAAUUUUUCCACCGCCACAACUCACGGCUCAAGCCACACGGCUGGUCAAACAGGGUCCAGUCCCAGCACACCCAAGGGGAGUUCCACUCAGUCACAAGUCACAUCUCCUUCUCCUGCUCCUUCCUCGGAAGGGUCAAACAGCACGCUUGUGCCCUCUCCCUCAACCUUAUCUGUGUCUUCCAGUCGGAGCCCAACGCCAAGUCAGGAGACCUCACUUCCUGGGACAUCGGGCUCCUCUAGCACUUCUGCACCAGAAACUCCACGGACAACUACAGCGUCCAUUACGUCUUCAACAACCACUGGCCCUCUAGUUUCUUCCACCAGCCCUGGCUCACUGAGUCCUCCUGUGAAUACUGAGCAGCCAAGCACAAAACAUGGUUCAACCCCUUCCAUUUCAUCUACAACGAACGUACCCGAGGAGGGAACAUUGCAAUCAACGACUCUGAGUCCAAGUGCAGAAACAUCAAGUGUCGUGCACAGUAGCUUCUCUUCCAGCACGGCAAAUCUUCAGAGCAGUUUGCCCUCCACCUUUUCCACCGCCAUAACUCACGGCUCAAGCCACACGGCUGGUCAAACAGGGUCCAGUCCCAGCACACCCAAGGGGAGUUCCACUCAGUCACAAGUCACAUCUCCUUCUCCUGCUCCUUCCUCGGAAGGGUCAAACAGCACGCUUGUGCCCUCUCCCUCAACCUUAUCUGUGUCUUCCAGUCGGAGCCCAACGCCAAGUCAGGAGACCUCACUUCCUGGGACAUCGGGCUCCUCUAGCACUUCUGCACCAGAAACUCCACGGACAACUACAGCGUCCAUUACGUCUUCAACAACCACUGGCCCUCUAGUUUCUUCCACUAGCCCUGGCUCACUGAGUCCUCCUGUGAAUACUGAGCAGCCAAGUACAAAACAUGGUUCAACCCCUUCCAUUUCAUCUACAACGAACAUACCCGAGGAGGGAACAUUGCAAUCAACGACUCUGAGUCCAAGUGCAGAAACAUCAAGUGUCGUGCACAGUAGCUUCUCUUCCAGCACGGCAAAUAUUCAGAGCAGUUUGCCCUCCACCUUUUCCACCGCCAUAACUCACGGCUCAAGCCACACGGCUGGUCAAACAGGGUCCAGUCCCAGCACACCCAAGGGGAGUUCCACUCAGUCACAAGUCACAUCUCCUUCUCCUGCUCCUUCCUCGGAAGGGUCAAACAGCACGCUUGUGCCCUCUCCCUCAACCUUAUCUGUGUCUUCCAGUCGGAGCCCAACGCCAAGUCAGGAGACCUCACUUCCUGGGACAUCGGGCUCCUCUAGCACUUCUGCACCAGAAACUCCACGGACAACUACAGCGUCCAUUACGUCUUCAACAACCACUGGCCCUCUAGUUUCUUCCACCAGCCCUGGCUCACUGAGUCCUCCUGUGAAUACUGAGCAGCCAAGCACAAAACAUGGUUCAACCCCUUCCAUUUCAUCUACAACGAACGUACCCGAGGAGGGAACAUUGCAAUCAACGACUCUGAGUCCAAGUGCAGAAACAUCAAGUGUCGUGCACAGUAGCUUCUCUUCCAGCACGGCAAAUCUUCAGAGCAGUUUGCCCUCCACCUUUUCCACCGCCAUAACUCACGGCUCAAGCCACACGGCUGGUCAAACAGGGUCCAGUCCCAGCACACCCAAGGGGAGUUCCACUCAGUCACAAGUCACAUCUCCUUCUCCUGCUCCUUCCUCGGAAGGGUCAAACAGCACGCUUGUGCCCUCUCCCUCAACCUUAUCUGUGUCUUCCAGUCGGAGCCCAACGCCAAGUCAGGAGACCUCACUUCCUGGGACAUCGGGCUCCUCUAGCACUUCUGCACCAGAAACUCCACGGACAACUACAGCGUCCAUUACGUCUUCAACAACCACUGGCCCUCUAGUUUCUUCCACCAGCCCUGGCUCACUGAGUCCUCCUGUGAAUACUGAGCAGCCAAGCACAAAACAUGGUUCAACCCCUUCCAUUUCAUCUACAACGAACGUACCCGAGGAGGGAACAUUGCAAUCAACGACUCUGAGUCCAAGUGCAGAAACAUCAAGUGUCGUGCACAGUAGCUUCUCUUCCAGCACGGCAAAUCUUCAGAGCAGUUUGCCCUCCACCUUUUCCACCGCCAUAACUCACGGCUCAAGCCACACGGCUGGUCAAACAGGGUCCAGUCCCAGCACACCCAAGGGGAGUUCCACUCAGUCACAAGUCACAUCUCCUUCUCCUGCUCCUUCCUCGGAAGGGUCAAACAGCACGCUUGUGCCCUCUCCCUCAACCUUAUCUGUGUCUUCCAGUCGGAGCCCAACGCCAAGUCAGGAGACCUCACUUCCUGGGACAUCGGGCUCCUCUAGCACUUCUGCACCAGAAACUCCACGGACAACUACAGCGUCCAUUACGUCUUCAACAACCACUGGCCCUCUAGUUUCUUCCACCAGCCCUGGCUCACUGAGUCCUCCUGUGAAUACUGAGCAGCCAAGCACAAAACAUGGUUCAACCCCUUCCAUUUCAUAUACAACGAACGUACCCGAGGAGGGAACAUUGCAAUCAACGACUCUGAGUCCAAGUGCAGAAACAUCAAGUGUCGUGCACAGUAGCUUCUCUUCCAGCAUGGCAAAUCUUCAGAGCAGUUUGCCCUCCAUCUUUUCCACCGCCAUAACUCACGGCUCAAGCCACACGGCUGGUCAAACAGGGUCCAGUCCCAGCAAACCCAAGGGGAGUUCCACUCAGUCACAAGUCACAUCUCCUUCUCCUGCUCCUUCCUCGGAAGGGUCAAACAGCACGCUUGUGCCCUCUCCCUCAACCUUAUCUGUGUCUUCCAGUCGGAGCCCAACGCCAAGUCAGGAGACCUCACUUCCUGGGACAUCGGGCUCCUCUAGCAGUUCUGCACCAGAAACUCCACGGACAACUACGGCGUCCAUUACGUCUUCAACAACCACUGGCCCUCUAGUUUCUUCCACCAGCCCUGGCUCACUGAGUCCUCCUGUGAAUACUGAGCAGCCAAGCACAAAACAUGGUUCAACCCCUUCCAUUUCAUCUACAACGAACGUACCCGAGGAGGGAACAUUGCAAUCAACGACUCUGAGUCCAAGUGCAGAAACAUCAAGUGUCGUGCACAGUAGCUUCUCUUCCAGCACGGCAGAUCUUCAGAGCAGUUUGCCCUCCACCUUUUCCACCGCCAUAACUCACGGCUCAAGCCACAUGGCUGGUCAAACAGGGUCCAGUCCCAGCACACCCAAGGGGAGUUCCACUCAGUCACAAGUCACAUCUCCUUCUCCUGCUCCUUCCUCGGAAGGGUCGAACAGCACGCUUGUGCCCUCUCCCUCAACCUUAUUUGUGUCUUCCAUUCGGAGCCCAACGCCAAGUCAGGAGACCUCACUUCCCGGGACAUCGGGCUCCUCUAGCACUUCUGCACCAGAAACUCCACGGACAACUACAGCGUCCAUUACGUCUUCAACAACCACUGGCCCUCUAGUUUCUUCCACCAGCCGUGGCUCACUGAGUCCUUCUGUGAAUACUGAUCAGCCAAGCACAGAACACGGUUCAAGUCCUUCUUCUACUUCCCAAACGACCACCUCCCACAAGCGAACAUUGCAGUCAACAACUCUGAGUCCAAGUGCAGAAACAUCAAGUGUAGUGCACAGUAGCUUCUCUUCCAGCCCGGCAAAUCUUCAUAGCAGUUUUCCCUCCACCUUUUCCACCGCCAAAACGCACGGCUCUAGCUACACGAGUGGCCAAACAAAGUUCAGUCCCAGCACACCCACAGCGAUUUCCACUCAGUCACAGAUCACAUCUGUUUCUCCUGCUCCUUCUUCAGAAGGGUCGCAUAGCACACUUAUGCCCUCUUCCUCAACCAUAUCUGUGUCUUCCAGUCAGAGCCCAAGGCCAAGUCAGGAGACCUCACUUCCUCGGACAUUGAGCUCCUCUAGCACUUCUGCACCAGAAACUCCACGGAGAACAACAGUGUCCAUUGCUUCUUCAAUAACCACUGGCCCUCUAGUUUCUUCCAGCAGCCGUGGCUCACUGAGGCCCCAUCUUAGUACUUGGCACUCCAGCACAGAGCCUUCAUCCCCUUCCCUUUCUUCCAGAAUGACGACAUCCCAGGAGAGACCAUUGCAAUCUACGACCCUGAGUUCAGCUUCUACAACUGAAAUUCUGCCCCCCAAAUGUUUUAAUGGCGGGGUUCCUGUUGGGGAUCGCUGUGACUGUCCGUCACCUUUCACUGAGCCAUUUUGCAAGGAGGCAAAGAAUGAAGUUGUUGUGGGGAUGAUUACGGCUACAAUCAACGUCUUCGUCAAAGUGAUCGAAAAGAAGUUUAUAGCAGGGAUGGCCAGUCUUGGCUCGCCAGCUUUCCGGAUUUUUGAGACCCAAUUUAAGGAGCAGAUGAGAAUUUUCUAUGCCAACAUUUCUGGGUUCCAGGGAGUAAAUGUGCUUCGUCUGAGCAACGGCAGCAUCAACGUGGAGCACCAGGUGCUCCUGUGGGUGCCUUUCUCCGAAUUCAAUGCCUCUUAUGACAAAGCUGUGGGCAAAAUCCGGACUCAGCUGCAGAGCAAGGAGGACGUUUGUACCUCCAAGGAAAAAGAUAAGCUGUGUUUCAACUCGAGUGACUCCGUGGUGACUGAAGUGGCUCUCAGUCCUCAAGACUUGUCCAAAGCCUGCAGAAAUAACUCGGUGGUCAGGGAAGACCUGCAGCUGUAUUACCUGGCCCGAAACAUUAGCAACCAGCUGCAGUGCGUCUCCAACUGCAGCUUUUCGCACCCGGAUCCCUUCCGCUGUGACAAGGGGAGCUGCUACAUCCAGACAGACGGGCCAAACUGCUACUGCCAGCAGUCGGACGCCUACUGGUACAGCGGCCGCCACUGUGACCAGAGCAUCAGCAAGGUGGGGGUGGCCGUGGGAGUGGCCCUGGGCCUGGCGGUCCUGCUGCUCCUCAUCCUGGUCCUGGCUGCCCUCCUCUGCUGGCGCCACUGCCGCCCAUGGAAAGACCACAGGCGGCUGAACGUGAACCCCAACGAGGAGAAAUGGUACGAGAAUGAGUCGGAGUGGGUGGCCAGGCCUCAGGGCCUCCCCCCACAGAGCCCCCGAGCCCGGCAACAGGGCCCAGCCGUCUAUGCCAGCCCCAGCAGGGAGGACGCCGGCCCCACACCGACCCAGGGCACCUUCUGGCCUCAGCUCGACCAAGUGGACACCUCCCUCCAGACACGCAUUGCUCGGCCCCGGAUAACCCGGCUCUGAAGAAGCCUCGGAAGCCCAGUUUGGACCAAAGCAGCUUUGCUGGGUUGCUCGUCCCAAGGUCCUGGCCCGAUCGGGGUGUCUGCUAUGGGGCUCCUGGGCCCGGCCAUCCCUGACCUGGGGACUGGGGUGCCUAGGAGCGGCUCCUGAUCCGUGGGAGGAGAAGGAGCCUUGGUGGGACUCGUGGACUUCUGCUACGCCUGGAUGCUGAAGAGCCCCUGGGCCGGAGUUUGCAAAGAUAUGGGGCCUGUGGGGGGGGGAAGAGGCUGCUGCCUGCACAGCCCCCUCGCCCGUGACUCGCAUGCUGUCUCUGCAGGCAGGGACAGUGACCCCCAGCAUAUCCCUAACAGCCCCCCAAGGCUGCCCCGCCUUCCCUGUCACUUUAGUCUGGGGGAGCUGCUUGUUCCUAAGAUUAUUUGUGGGGUGACCCAUGCACGGCUCCCCUGGGCCUCCAGCGAUUCUUGCCUGGCCUUGCCAGUCCGGUGAAUGUGCCCUGGGGGUUGAUGAUGAGCAGACGGGAGUGGGCUUCGGUGGGCACGGCACUGAUGGGCUCACCCCAGGCUUGGAGCCUUCCGAGUGGAGAGGGUGCAUCUUGCCGGCAAUUGUUUGGCUCAGUGCUGUGCCACCCCCAUCCCCCCCCCCCCAGCCUUGCAUCAGCUGCG
Molecule: messenger RNA, 7508 nt
Organism: Crotalus tigris (Tiger rattlesnake)
Lineage: Eukaryota; Metazoa; Chordata; Lepidosauria; Squamata; Viperidae
Product: mucin-5AC-like
Exons: 12
Coding region: 1-6849 (2282 amino acids)
Source: RefSeq, a predicted model, not a curated record